GCUCCCUUUUUGUCUUAAAUUUAAAUGGAGUGACAAAGAUUCUUACCUUUCCCAAAUUCAUCUCUCCCGUAAAAGAGAAAACCCUCCCCUGCUGCUCACCGAUAACCACUUCAUCUUCAGUCCUUCACUGUAACUGUAAAUUAUAGACUUAUAUUUGACUUGAUCUUCCAAUUACGACUACUCAGAAAGAAGAGAGAAUAUGGAUAUGAUCAAAGUUGGCCCAGUGGGCGGACAAGCUGGAUCAUUUUGGGAUGAAAAGGGACGAGACCAAGUUGCUGGGAUUUUUGUUUCCUACAGCAAAGACGCAGUUGAGUCACUUCAGUUCCUAUUCUAUGAGAGUGGAAACAUAGUUCUGUCAAACAAACAUGGUGUUUUUUAUCAGAGUCAAAACUUCUAUGCAGUUGUCUUUGAUUAUCCAUCAGAGUUUCUUACUUCGAUAAGCGGUUAUCACGGAAAACUGAGCCAGUACGAACCUAGAGUUUUGAAAUCUAUAAAAUUUAGCACCAAUAAGGGUUCUUAUGGACCAUUUGGGUGUACCCGGCCUUCAACUGAUGCCAGGGACUUCAACUUUCAGAUGGAAAACCGUCGUCUUUUUGGUGGUUUUCAUGGCAGCGAGAAUGGCUCUGGCGUUGAGAGUAUUGGGAUCUAUGUGAAGCCCAUCAUAUCCUCCAUGAUCAACUUGAGUAUCCACGAGUGAAGGUUGAAAAGGAAGAAGAUUAACUCAUGAUAUAAACUCAUCUUCUUGUUAUUAAUUUCCAACUGAUAUAGUUCUGGUGUUCAUUGACCUAGAGAAAGUCUAGGACAAAAUCUCAAGGGAGAUCUUAUGGGGAUGUUUGAAAGUUAGAAGUGCCCAAUAUAUAUGAUGGAAGUGAGGAUUGUGGGGCAGACUUGGAACACGUUCUACUGUCUUAUUUUACUCUACUUAUUUGGUUUUACUUUUGCA
Messenger RNA from Nicotiana tabacum (common tobacco), 943 nucleotides. Lineage: Eukaryota; Viridiplantae; Streptophyta; Magnoliopsida; Solanales; Solanaceae. The record is from RefSeq and is a predicted model, not a curated record.